Molecule: messenger RNA, 1122 nt
Organism: Mesocestoides corti
Lineage: Eukaryota; Metazoa; Platyhelminthes; Cestoda; Cyclophyllidea; Mesocestoididae
Source: the annotation of a GenBank genome assembly
AUGAAGUUCGUCCUCAACCCGGUUCACCUUUUGCGAUGGCUUGCCACGAGUCCACCACCGAGGUGCUGCCUCCACACCAGCGCGGCUCUCUUGAAAGGCAACACCCGGAGGUUGCAGGUGCGUUCUGGCGCCGCCAGCGGCGGUGCGUCGUCGAAGGUCACGUCGCGUCGGGAGAUGGUCGCCCAGAUGAAAGCGGAUGCCUCUCGUGCUAGGUGGGAGUCUGAGCAGGCAGCGGCCGCGCGACUUCAAGGUGUCCGGCCCCCCUCGAACCUCAAUGUGUACUUUGCUUCCAGUUUUGAGCCCAAAAGAUGGCCAUUGGCUGAAGCCGUCGCCUCCUUACGUGAAGCCGCCGCACCUGAAAUGUUCAACUGCCUUGAAAAUCCUCUGUACGCGAAGGUCAUUUUGAAUUGUCGCACAAAAAAGGCGACUAAAUUCAUCUCGAAAUUGGAAACUUCUACCACUCUUCCGCAUCAGCUGGACUUCCUGCCGAAGCGACGCAUUAUCGUGCUUACAAACGACACAGCCACAGCCGAGCAAUGUGUCUCGGAGUUGGGUGCCGCCGCUGCCGGAGGCUUGGAUAUAAUCGAUCGUUUGGCGACUGGUGGAUUCCACUGGGACGAGUACGACGAUGUGGUUGCGCAUCCCGACUUCUCGGAGUCCGUGCUACGAGUCCGCAAGAUUCUCCAAAACCGUCUCCCUACUGCGAAAAAUGGUGAGCAAGGCGGACACAUUCCUCUCUGUACUGAGGGACGAGUCGGUGAAGAUCUUGUUGCGAUGCUAAAAGCUCAGCAGAUUUGCGUCCUGCUGAAUUCAACCCCUGUGGAUGGCGUCCCAGAAAUCAACGAGCUACGAUUGGUCCUUGGUCAGCUGUCCUGGGAGGAUGGGCGACUGCAGGACAAUCUCUGUUGCUACUUGGAGGCGGUGGAGAAAGCCAAGUCUAACCGUGUCCAUGGCAAUGCCAUCGACCGCAUCGACCUGAUCUGCCCGCCAAUCGACGAAGUCUUUCUCCUCGAUGCGACUUUACUGGGGCUUGAAAACGCGAAGGAGGCGAAGGGAGACAAGGUGGAGGAGGGGGCGGAAGAAGAGGAGGAGGAGGGGGAGGAAAAUUACGCCUCCUCAUAG